ACUUAUUAUGCUCCGUAUAAGUUGGACAACGAAUCCACCAUUUUCAGCCUAGCAUCAGCCCAAGAAACGUCUCACAGUUGGUGAUUCGAUCGACAUGGACGAGCCAACCGUGGAGGAGCCACUGCUCGCCAUCCGACGCGGCGGAGAUGGCGAGGACGAAGCCAUGGCGUCGACGGCGGCGGCGGCCGCGGCGGAGGUGAAGAGGUUGCUGCGUCUCGCCGGGCCUCUGAUGGCCAGCUUCGUGCUGCGGAACUCGGUCCAGAUGGUGUCCGUCAUGUUCGUCGGCCACCUCGGCGAGCUCCAGCUCGCCGGCUCCUCCCUCGCCGCGUCGCUCGCCAACGUCACCGGCUUCAGCUUUCUCUUCGGCAUGUCGAGCGCGCUGGACACGCUGUGCGGGCAGGCGUACGGCGCGGGGCAGCACCGGCUGCUCGGCGUCUACGCGCAGCGCGCCAUGCUGGUGCUCGCGGCGGCCGCCGUCCCCAUCGCGCUCGUCUGGGCCAGCGCCGGCGAGAUCCUCCUCCUCUUCGGGCAGGACCCGGCCAUCGCCGCCGAGGCCGGCGCGUACGCGCGGUGGAUGAUCCCGUCGCUCGCGGCCUACGUGCCGCUCGCCUGCGCCCUCCGGUUCCUGCAGGCGCAGGGCAUCGUCGUGCCGGUGAUGGCGAGCUCCGGCGUGGCGGCGGUCGGCCACGUCGCCGUGUGCUGGGCGCUGGUGCACAAGGCCGGCAUGGGGAGCAAGGGCGCCGCGCUGAGCGGCGCCGUCACGUACUGGACCAACCUCGCCGUCCUCGCUCUCUACGUGCGGCUGUCCGGCGCCUGCGAGACGACGUGGACCGGGUUCUCCAUAGACGCCUUCCGCGAGCUCCGCCGGUUCACCGAGCUCGCCGUGCCGUCCGCCAUGAUGGUCUGCUUGGAGUGGUGGUCGUUUGAGAUACUUGUGCUGCUCUCGGGCAUUCUGCCGAAUCCUCAGCUUGAAACUUCUGUUCUGUCAAUCUGCUUGAGCACUUCUUCUCUCCUGUUCAUGGUGCCACGUGGCAUUGGCUCAUCUUUAAGCACGCGCGUCUCGAACGAACUAGGUGGCGGGCAUCCUCGAGCAGCAAGGAUGGCAGCGCGAGUCGCCAUAGCCAUGACCGUGCUUGUAUGCCUCGUGCUAGUGAUAGCCAUGAUUUUUCUGCGCAAUGUCUGGGGAAAUGCCUAUAGCAGCGAGGAGGAAGUGGUGGCAUAUAUUGCAAGUAUGCUCCCCGUCCUUGCGGUCUCCUUCUUCAUAGAUGGCAUCAAUGGUGCUCUUUCAGGAGUUUUGACAGGAUGUGGUAAGCAGAACAUUGGCGCUCAUGUGAAUCUUGCUGCGUUUUACUUGGUUGGUAUUCCGACGGCUGUGCUGCUUGCAUUUGUCCUCCAUCUCAAUGGAGAGGGUCUUUGGCUUGGCCUUGUGUGUGGCAGUAUCAGUAAAGUAGGGAUGCUCCUCUUCAUCACACUGCGUACAGAUUGGGGAAAAGAAGCUAUCAUGGCAAAAGAAAGGGUCUUCAGUUCAAGUCUUCCAACUCGAUGAAGAAUUCGAGAAAUGUUGGUGUAGUAUUCUCCAAUGAAGAUGUAUUCAACGUGGUUCUUUAAUAAGGGUCAGCGUGUUGCAAGCGGUUAUCUAGCAUAAAACAGAACUAUUAGCUCUCUCGCUCGCGAAAAAAUUUCCUGCCUCAAAAUAGCUUAAUUGAGGUUCAUCUCAAAAAUUUCGAAAUCACUUCCCUAUUAAUCGACAACUAUAACUGAAUUGUAAAGUCAGAGAUGUCACUAUACUCUAUACCAUCAAUCAAAAAUUCAGUCAUUUGACUGAAUUUGAUAAAGAAAAUAUAUACAAAGGGACAUCCACUGAAUGGAUCUUAAUCAGUGAAUACAUUUCCAGGGUUUUCUA
Messenger RNA from Oryza sativa Japonica Group (Japanese rice), 1903 nucleotides. RefSeq names its product protein DETOXIFICATION 16. The record is from RefSeq and is a predicted model, not a curated record. Gene Ontology annotation, biological process: xenobiotic detoxification by transmembrane export across the plasma membrane. NCBI's taxonomy places the organism in Eukaryota, Viridiplantae, Streptophyta, Magnoliopsida, Poales, Poaceae. Gene Ontology annotation, molecular function: antiporter activity; xenobiotic transmembrane transporter activity. Gene Ontology annotation, cellular component: membrane.